AUGUUUCAUUCUAAUAAUUCUAAUAAUUUAUCAUUAUAUCAUUUAUCAUUAAUGACUUCAUCUUCUAUCAUUUGUGAAUCAUUCAAUUCAGAUAUACAAUAUUCUGAAUUGACUCCAAUUGAUUUAAAUACUACGAAUACAAUUACAACAUCAUCUAAUAUCAUAGAUCCUAUUACUACUACUACUACCACUACUAUUAUUACUCCUCCUCCUCCUCCUGCUACUACUACUACUACUACUGCUACUGUAACAAAUGAUAUAGAAAGUAGUAUAAUUCAUGAAAAUAACAAUUUACCUAUACGUUGUAAAUCAUUAGAAAUAAAAUCAACAGAAAAAUCUUUAAUAAAUUCUACUUCAAAGAAACGUCAUCGUAGUACUGUUGAAAAUCAAUGGAAUCAUUCAAAUUCAAUGAAUACUUUAACAAAUUUAAAAUAUCAUCAUAUAAAAAAUAAUUUAUGUUUAUCAUUGAAUGGAGAACAGAAACAUCAAGAAGAAUGUAUUAUAGAUGUAAAGAAACGAAAAACUGUGGAUGAUAAUACGCUUCAAGUUGGUUCAAUGAUUCCUGAACCAUCAGCAGUUUAUAAUUAUACUACUAAUAAAACAUAUGAAUAUGAUGAAUUAAUUCAUGAUUAUCCAAAAUUUAAAUCUUUUAAUCAACAAGUAAAUAUGAAUAGAACAUAUUCACAUUGGAUGAAUUCAUAUGAACAGUUUGAAAAUAAUAAAGAAGAACUGACAAAUGAACUAUCUACAAAUCGUAUACUAUCAAAACAAUCGAUUAAAAAAGGCUCCACACGUGAGAAUAUACCAAACAAAUUGACGAAUAACGGUAAUUGGAACACUUUCAAUGAUACAAUGAAUGUUAAUCAUCAUAAAGAUGAAAUAGAUAAUGAAUUAUCAUCUGCAUCGGAGCUUACAACUGCUGCGUAUAAUAAUUUUGUACGUCGUGUCGUUGAUGAUACAUUGGAUCGUACAGUGACAUUUUGUGAACAACCACGACAUGCUAUAACAGCUUUAGAAAAUAUUUGUACAAGAGCAUGGCCUCAAUUAGAAGUGAAACGUCAUCGUAAUCGAAUACGUGCCUAUCUUAAGGCAUGUAGACGUAAUUCCAAAAAGAAUAAAGGUCAAAUCAAUAUGAAAGAACCACCUGCAAAUGGUUUGUCAAUUGAAGCUCGACAGCUUGUAUCAAAAGCGUUAACUUUAGUAGCUGGAGAUUUAGACUACUUAAGACAAACGAUGCAAGCAGAGAAAGUUAAAAAUGAAUCAUUAUUUUCUUCAUCAAAAUUAGACAAUUCAAGUGAGAAAUCAUACUCUGCCGCUUCCACCACUAGGAAACGAUCUCCUACAAGUUAUUCAUCAAAAAUGAACUUAUCCACCAUAACAACAACAACAACAGCGAACAGUUUAGAUUUCACAGAUAUUUCUAAACAGAGACAUGAUCAAUUUGAAACUUAUGGCGCUGAUGAUAAGUUAAAAUUUAAUAAUAAUAAUAAUAAUAAUAAUAAUAAUAAUAAUAAUAAUAAUAAAAAUCUUUGGAAUAUAUCAAAUAAUCUAUUAAAUGAUAUAAUAAAUAAUACAUCAUUUCCAUUUACUGAUCCAUUAUUUUGGUCGAAUUCAUUUAUUCAAAAUGCCAAUUUAGAUGGGAAUUAUUUAGCCACUGCGGCAGCGGCAGCAGCGGCUGCCACAGCGAUGGCUGCUGUUAAUCCAGCUAAUUUGUUGAAAUUAUUACCAGCUCCAAUACAAUUAAACAAUAACACAUAUUCAUCUAAUCAUACUAAUAUAAAUACGACUGCUACUAGUACUUCCUAUUCUUUAACUACUUCACCUUUCACAUCAUCUUCAUCAUCAUCAGUAUUUUCAAAUUCACCUAGAUUAAUAAAUAAUGACAAUGUGAAUAAUAAUGAAAAUAUCAAUGUUACUACAAAUACUACUAAUUGUAAUAAUAGUAGUAUUGAUUUUGAUGCGAAACAUGAUCAACUAUCAAUUAUACAGGGAAAAUAUUCUAAACGAAAUAAAUUGUUAUCACAUACAACAUGGUUCGAUGAUGAUCAUUUGUUCCAGGUCAGUAAUAAUAAUAAUAAUGAUAAUGGUAACAAUGGUCACUCCUCAAGUCCUAAAUUGAAUGAGCAUAAAUUUAUAUCAUCCGAUAAAGAUUUCAAUAUAGAAUCAGAGAUAAACAGACAAUCUAAUUUAAUUAACUUUUAUCGUUUAUAUUUGUCAAACGAUCCAAGCCAUAAUAAUAAUAAUAAUAACAAUAAUAAUAAUAGUGAUUUGAAAUAUUGUUCACCACCGCCUGCACAUAUUAGUUCAAUUCAAUACAGUCCGAUAAUUAAUCAAAUAUUGGACAGAUUAACGGAUUCAUCAUUAUUAACUCAUAAUGAUGUGGAAUUUUUCAUACAAAAUUAUGAAAUUACCAAAGUUGCCAUUCAACAAGCACGUUGUAGAUCGAAUUUAAUUUUGAAGAAAAUUGAAAUUGUAGAAAAUCAAAUUAAAUCUUCUUCAAUAAUCAAUUCAAAAACAAUGCCAUUAAAUCUAUCUUGA
Schistosoma curassoni is the source of this 2538-nucleotide messenger RNA. Lineage: Eukaryota; Metazoa; Platyhelminthes; Trematoda; Strigeidida; Schistosomatidae. The record is from the annotation of a GenBank genome assembly.